Molecule: messenger RNA, 366 nt
Organism: Sinocyclocheilus grahami
Lineage: Eukaryota; Metazoa; Chordata; Actinopteri; Cypriniformes; Cyprinidae
Product: fucolectin-5
Exons: 2
Coding region: 1-366 (121 amino acids)
Source: RefSeq, a predicted model, not a curated record
AUGCCAUUGAAUCGCCAAUAUGACCUAUUGAAAGGCUCUUGCACUCAAACAGACACUGAAAGUAAUCCCUGGUGGAGAGUGGAUCUUAUAAAGACGUAUACAAUUGCAUCAGUGGCUCUUACCAACCCCGGUGACUGCUGCUCUGAGAAACUCAACGGAGUGGUGAUUCACAUUGGAGAUUCACUAGAGUCUGAGGGCCGUACAAACCCGGUGUGUGUUAAAGUGUCCUUCAUCCCUGCGGGAGGGACGGGGACGUUCAGGUGUGGAGGUGCACUUCAAGGCUGUUAUGUGACUUUGGCUCUUCCAGGGGAAAACAGGACUCUGAGCUUGUGUGAAGUGGAGGUGUCCGGGCUUCCAACAGAAUAA